Molecule: messenger RNA, 5572 nt
Organism: Scomber scombrus (Atlantic mackerel)
Lineage: Eukaryota; Metazoa; Chordata; Actinopteri; Scombriformes; Scombridae
Product: NLR family CARD domain-containing protein 3-like
Exons: 18
Coding region: 111-4700 (1529 amino acids)
Biological process (GO): regulation of apoptotic process
Molecular function (GO): protein binding
Source: RefSeq, a predicted model, not a curated record
CUAAAAGUGCAACUAUUCAGUCUUUAGACGCCAUUUGAAGUCAACGGAGCAGAAGAAGGACAAAGCAGCUUUAAAGCAGUGUUCCUGGUUUACCUCUCAGACUCCAGAAGAUGAAGAAAGAGGAGGAAGAGCAGGACGGAGCAGAGUCUGUAACAUCCGGCUAUGUGUCUAUGAAGAGUGACUGGUCUAAAGGUCAUCCUCCACUCUUCAGUAAUGAACCUGGACCCUCAGACACAAAAGAGAGGAAGAGGAGUGGUGUUUCUGUGGAGGAGCAGUCUGCUUCAUCAGGAGACUCCUCCUGUCCCCAGUGUGCAGAAGGAUCCAGAACCAGACCUGGACUGCAGACAGACAGUCAGACCAGCACUGUACAAACAGAAAGUGGUCUGCAGGAGGUUUUAGAUGAACAUCAGAUCAGUCUGAACAGCACAUGUGAAUGUGUGACUCAAGGAACUGAUGAAGCAGGAACUAAAACCUUCCUCAUCAGCAUCUUCACUGAGGUCCACAUCACAGAGGGACAGAGUGAAGAGGUUAAUACCCAACAUGAGGUGAGGCAGCUUGAAACAGCUUCCAAGAUGAAGACCCUCCAUGACGCUCCAAUCAAGUGUCAGGACAUCUUUAAAGUCUUACCUGACCAACAGAAACACAUCAGAGUGGUUCUGAUGAACGGCGUCGCUGGCGUUGGAAAAACCUUCUCAGUGUUGAAGUUCACUCUGGACUGGGCACAGCGCUCCAACAACCAAGAUAUCAGUCUGCUGAUUCUGUUCUCGUUCAGGUCGCUGAACUUGAUCAAAGAUGAGCAGUACAGUCUGCUCAUGCUGAUCCAUGUUUUCUAUCCAACAUUACAGAAGCUCACAGCAGAGAAGCUCGCUGUCUGUAAAGUUCUGUUCAUCUUUGACGGCCUGGAUGAAAGCAGACUUUCACUGGAUUUCAACAACAGUGAGGUCGUGUCUGAUGUCACACAGAAGUCAUCAGUCAGCGUGCUGUUGACAAACCUCAUCAAGGGGAAGCUGCUUCCCUCGGCUCUCGUCUGGAUAACUACCCGACCUGCAGCAGCCAAUCAGAUCCCUCCUUCAUGUGUGGACAGGGUAACAGAAGUACGAGGCUUCACUGAUGACCAGAAGGAGGAGUACUUCAGGAGGAGAUUCAGUGAUGAAGAGCAGUCCAGCACAAUCAUCUCACACAUCAAGACAUCCAGGAGCCUCCACAUCAUGUGUCACAUCCCAGUCUUCUGCUGGAUCACUGCUACAGUUCUGGACCACAUGUUGACUCCAGACCAGAGAGGAGAGCUGCCCAAGACCCUGACUGACAUGUACUCACACUUCCUGCUGGUUCAGACAAAGAGGAAGAAGAACAAGUAUGAUGAAGGACAUGAGACGAGUCCACAGGAGCUGACGGAGGCUGACAGGAGCCUUCUUCUGAAGCUGGGGAGGCUGGCGUUUGAACAACUGGAGAAAGGAAACAUCAUGUUCUACCAAGAAGACCUGGAGCAGUGUGGUCUUGAUGUCACAGAGGCCUCGGUGUUAUCAGGAGUUUGUACAGAGAUCUUCAAAACAGAGAGUGUGAUCUUCCAGAAAACAGUCUACAGCUUUGUUCAUCUGAGCGUUCAGGAGUUUCUGGCUGCAGUCUACAUGUACCACUGUUACACCAGCAGGAACACAAAGGUACUGAAGAACUUCCUGGAAGGAGGAGAAGAAGAAGAAGAAGAAGAAGAUGACGAUGACGAUGCUGAUGCAGAUGAUGAUGAUGAUGAAGAUGCAGAUGCUGAUGCAGAUGCUGCUGCUGCUGAUGAUGAUGAUGAAGAUGCAGAUGCUGCUGCUGAUGAUGAUGAUGAUGAAGAUGCAGAUGCAGAUGAUGAUGAUUAUGAAGAUUACUCAUCUCUGGAUGUGUUCCUGAAGGGAGCCAUGAGGAAAUCUCUCAGAAGUAAAAAUGGCCACCUGGACCUGUUUGUCCGCUUCCUUCAUGGCCUCUCUCUGGAGUCCAACCAGAGUCUCUUAGGAGGCCUGCUGGGUCAGACAGACAACAGUCCAGAAACCAUCCAGAGAGUCAUCAACAACCUGAAGGAGAUGAACAGUGAUGAUAUCUCUCCUGACAGAAGCAUCAACAUCUUCCACUGUCUGAUGGAGAUGAACGACCGCUCAGUACAUCAGGAGAUCCAAGAGUUCCUGAAGUCAGAGAACAGAUCAGGGAAGAGACUCUCUGUGUUCGACUGCUCAGCUCUGGCCUACAUGCUGCAGAUGUCAGAGGAGGUUCUGGAUGAGUUGGACCUGAAGAAGUACAACACAUCAGAGGAGGGACAACGGAGACUGAUCCCAGCUGUGAGGAACUGCAGAAAGGCUCAACUUACUGCCUGUUGGCUCUCAGACACUGAAUGUGAAGUUGUGACCUCAGCUGUGAAGUCCAACCCUCAUCUGACAGAGCUGCACCUGAGACUCUACGAACUGUCUGAUUCAUCAGAUAAGCUUCUGUCUGCUGUACAGGAGAGUCCACACUGUAGACUGAGUCUAGAACUUUCUGACUGUGAACUCUCAGAGACUCACUGUGAAGUUUUGGCCUCAGUUCUGAAGUCAAACCCUCAUCUGACACAUCUGGACCUGAGUGAGAACAAACUGUCUGAUUCAUCAGUGAAGCUUCUGUCUGCUGGACUGGAGAGUCCAGACUGUGGACUGAAGACUCUGAUACUUUCUUACUGUGAACUCUCAGAGACUCACUGUGAAGUUUUGGCCUCAGCUCUGAAGUCCAACCCUCAUCUGACACAUCUGGACCUGAGUAACAACGACAUGUCUGAUUCAUCAGUGAAGCUUCUGUCUGCUGGACUGGAGAGUCCAGACUGUGGACUGAAGACUCUGAGACUUUGGGCCUGUGGACUCUCAGAGACUCACUGUGAAGUUUUGGCCUCAGCUCUGAAGUCCAACCCUCAUCUGACACAUCUGGACCUGAGCUACAACAAACUGUCUGAUUCAUCAGUGAAGCUUCUGUCUGCUGGACUGGAGAGUCCAGACUGUGGACUGAAGACUCUGAUACUUAUUAACUGUGAACUCUCAGAGACUCACUGUGAAGUUUUGGCCUCAGUUCUGAAGUCCAACCCUCAUCUGACACGUCUGGACCUGAGUAACAACAUCCUGUCUGAUUCAUCAGUGAAGCUUCUGUCUGCUGGACUGGAGAGUCCAGACUGUGGACUGGAGACUCUGAGUUUCAUUGAUUCUAAAGGUUCAGAUGUCACACUGACUGGAAACCAGAAGAAGAGAUCUUGUGUGGAGGAAGAGCACAAACCAGAGUCUCCAGUAUCCACCUGUGAGUCCAAACAUCAUCCUCCAGACGUCACUCAUGAAGCUGGAUCCUCAGACUUAAAGGUGGAGGACAGACGGGACAGCGCUACACCUGCCACACAUAAAGGACCUGAUCCGUCCACAUCCAGCACAAAGGAUCAGCUGGAUCCUGAUGAUCCAGAGAGGCUGAAACAGCAGCAGCAGCUUGAGUGCAGAGAGAAUGUGACUGGGACCAGUUACUGGCAGGACUUCACACCCAAAGUGCUGACUGAGUCUGCAAACAUUUCAUACAGGUUCAGCUGUCCUGGUCCAGGUGUGUUCAGGUGUACUUUGACCGGACUGGUGUUUGGUACGGUUCAGGAGGCGGAGCUACAGUACAGGACCGUCCAAUGGGAUGAAAGACUUCUACAACCAGCUGGCAAGACGGCUGCAGGGCCGCUGUUCAACAUCCACAGUCCUGACGGUGCUGUCAGUCAGCUCCGCCUGCCUCACUGUGAAACCAGGGAUGCUCCGCUCCCUGAGGGUCUGCUGUCUGUCGUCCACAUCACUGAUGAUGGAAUGAGCAUCCUGGAGCCGCUGGAGAUUACAGACACUCAUGUGGUUGUGAACGUCCCUCACUUCUCUCUCCUGGGCCUCGUCUGGGACGUUGUUCAGAGGUUUAUUAACAUCAUACGACCAAUUAGGGGCCAGGUUCUGCUGUUCCUCCGACCUCCGGAUGAAGAUGAUGAUCAAAUACUUGAUGUAUUUCUGCUGCAGGACAACAUUCCUCUGAGUGAGGUUGAAGCCCAACAAGGAGAAGCUGAGAACAUUAAGAUCUCUUCUGACUGUGAUCUUAGCAUUGGUCAAAGCUACAGCGUUCACUGUGAACCUGAAGCCUCCAGAAUCCAGCCUGGGCGUGUAAAGUUUCGCACAAAGCUUGGACCAAACUUCUUCCCAACGUUUGAGGUUUUCCUCACUACAAAACAAAAGAAAGUGACUUUGAUGGUUGAAGACCAAGAGAGGACACUAAUGUGGAAUUGGGAGGUGAAACUGACAGGCCCAAGAAGUGCCACAGUGGGGGAAAGCAGCACAGCACAGGAAUCUCCCAGCAGGGGGAACCAACCCAGCAGAGGAAUCUCCCAGCAGGGGACAGACUCCCAGCAGAGGAAUCACCCAGCUGAGGACAUCGUCCCAGCAGAGAAGCUGCUGUUGGUUCGGACACAGUUUGUUAGCAGAGUAUCUGAAGCUAAUCUAAACCUGCUUCUGGAUAAACUUCUUGAGUUUGGUGUUAUAAAUGAUGGUGAAAUGGAGUCGGCCAGAACAGAAACGCGAGCAGACAAAGCUCGUAAAGUGAUCGACAUGGUGCGAAGAAAAGGAAGUGAAGCCAGCUCAGAUUUUAUUGUUGCCCUCCGUGAGGUGGAUCCAAACCUUUCCAGACUGCUCAACUUAAGCUGAGUGUGAAGAUGAACCCUAUAACAGCUGACUGUUUUACUGACUCAAGUUACCUAUUUUCAUCUUUAGCUUUCAUCUGAAGCUAAUAUGAAGCUUCAGCGUCCAAAUGAGUCAAAUCUUCAUCUUCAGUGUUUUUAGUAGCAAAGUCUUUUUGUUACUAUACUUCCACCACAGCUCAACAGGGAAACACUAAGAGGGAAUUUGACGAUAAAAAGACUGUAAAUGUGUCAGAUAUCACUUGAUAUGACUAACUCAGACUGCUGAAGCUCAAUAGAAGCUGAUCAGAUACUUUAAAUGACUGUGUGGAAACACUGUGAUACAGUCCUCCAUCACUGAACACUGUAAACACAUUUAAAGAUCUUUUAAUAGUCAGUAUGAACAGGAGGAAUGAUUACAGAGAGCUUCAUGUGGACACCUGAUUGAUGGUUUAAGAUAGACUUGAACAAUUGUGAAACUAUUCUUCUUUAAUUUGUGUGAUUAUGAAGAUUAUACAGAGAAAUUAUUUAGUCCUAGUUUAAUAUUUUUUUUGUGGAGUGUAACUGUUAAAUGGCUCCAGACUGUAAGAUUUUUUCAGAGGAGGAUGGCUAAAGGCUGAUUUAAAAAAGGACACUGUUGGGGAAGUGUGUGUGUUUUUUAUGGCUUGAGGAGCAGUUCAGCUCUUUAAUCUCCAUGAAGAUGUUUUCAGGUUCAACUAAAUUUGUAAAAGCACAUUUUUAUCUAAAGGAGGUUUUUUCUGUGCUGCUGUAGUUUUGCUUUUUUGCCAAAGUCUGAUUUUUAUAUGCUGAUAUAAAUAUAUGAUGAUAAUAAAUAGAUAAAAAGCUGAACAUGUGAUGAGAGCUCGCUGAUAUUUUCACCCUGUAAGAAACUUUUAUUUG